CUUCUCUUUCUCUCUCUAUCCACCUACCAACCUCUCUUUCUCUAUCCUCCCUUAACCCUUGACCACAUUUACAUUCUCUUCCACACUAAUCAUCCACUUUUAAGAACUAAAAGGUUUGUACUUUGAAUCCCCUCCCCCAACAUUUCUCAUAGAAAACUCUUUUGAACCUCUCUCCCCCCAAGCCUCUCUUAUAUCUACUUUCUCUCUCUCUCUCUCUCUCUCUCUCUCUCUCUCUCUCUCUCUCUCUCUCUACCAUACUUUUCUCCCACACUUCCCAAUCGAAUAUUCUCUCUCCCUCCUCAAUCCUCUCUCUCUCUCUCUCUCAUAUAUAAUGUAUAUGUAUAAAAGAGGGUGACCCAAAUAUACCUAUAAACGUAUAGGCUAAAGUAGGCUCAAUCAUCACUAUCUUCUAAACUACUUUUCUCACUUCCUAACACUCUCAAAAUUUGGUACCUUUUUUUCUUUAUCCAUCAAACGUAAACCCUUUAAUUACUCAUGGCCUCUACAUCCUCCAAGAGACAUGAUCACUACAAAGGAAUCCGCUGCCGGGGCGGCAAAUGGGUCUCCGAGAUUCGUGAGCCACGUAAGACUAACCGAAUAUGGCUCGGCACCUACCCUACACCUGAGAUGGCUGCUGCCGCCUACGACGUAGCCGCACUCGCACUCAAGGGUUGCAAUGCCGUUCUCAACUUCCCCGACUCAGUUGCCUCCUACCCGGUUCCUGCUUCCACGUCCCCCAAUGAUAUCCGUAUUGCUGCUGCUGCUGCCGCCGCGUCGAAAAGGGUCGAUGAUCAAGGAGAAAACAAUUACCAUAACUCUCACUACCAGUCUCCGCCAGCCAACGAGUUUGUCGAUGAGGAGGCGCUGUUCGGAAUGCCAAAUCUUUUACUUGACAUGGCUGAGGGAAUGCUGUUGUCGCCGCCGCGAAUGAACUCGUCUCCGUCUCGACAUGAUUACUACUCAUGGAAUUCGAGUGGAGACGGAAAUCUUUGGAGCUACCACUAGAGAGAAAAAAAAAAAAAACAAAAUUUAACCAUAAAACAAAAAUUAAAACUCCAUGAAUUGGAACAUAUCUAUUUUAAUACAAUCGUGAGGAAAAAUUAAGGUAAUCAAACGACAAGGAUUUGGAAAAAAAUUUAGAUCAGUAAUGAACAAUUUUUUUUGCUUCGAUGAGAAGGUGUCUGGAACAGUAAAAAAUUAGACUGAAUAUGGGAUCUAGAUUUGGAUAGAGAGACACGGUUUUGGUUGGAGAAAGAGAUUUUGAAUUGGAUUAUGUCUGUUUUUUCUCUUUCUCUCUCUUUGCUUAAUCAUUUAUUAUGAGAUAAAGUAAGAGAGAGAUUGUGUUAUGAUGAAUUUUGAUUGGUCCACAACUUUUUU
Molecule: messenger RNA, 1377 nt
Organism: Cucumis melo (muskmelon)
Lineage: Eukaryota; Viridiplantae; Streptophyta; Magnoliopsida; Cucurbitales; Cucurbitaceae
Product: ethylene-responsive transcription factor ERF026-like
Exons: 1
Coding region: 496-1005 (169 amino acids)
Biological process (GO): regulation of DNA-templated transcription
Molecular function (GO): DNA-binding transcription factor activity; DNA binding
Source: RefSeq, a predicted model, not a curated record